AUGGCGCUGAGGCAGCGGAGAAAGGGCUCACCAGCUCCAGCAGACACGACUCAUGCCGCCCAAACAAAGCAGGAUGGCCCCGGAGUAGCUUCUUCGCCGCUGAUACCGCGCAAGACACUCGCACUGGUCCUACUAUGCGUCCAGAACGCGUCCGUCUCGAUCCUGACCCGCCAGUCCCGCACGACAUCCUCCCGCUCCCUCUACAACCCCUCCGUCGCCGUCUUCACCGCCGAACUCAUCAAGGCGGCGCUGUCAAUCUCGAUGCUGGCGGUAGAACGGAGGAAAGUGUCCAGGGCAAAGGCAGGGAGUGGAGGGUACCUCUGGCACGCCGGAGCGGCGGUCCAGGAUCUCGCGCGGAAUCAGCGGACAGAGGUGGUCAAGCUUGCGGUGCCUGCGAUGCUGUACGCCCUGCAGAAUACGCUCCUUUACGUCGCACUGUCGAAUUUGGAUGCCGCGACGUAUCAGACGACCUACCAGCUCAAGCUCCUCACAACCGCCAUCUUUUCCAUCCUCUUCUUCCGCCGCUCCCUCUCCGUCCAGAAAUGGAUCUCCCUCAUCCUCCUCACCACAGGCGUCGCCAUCGUCCAGCUCGAGUCGUCCGAGCCCAAACCCUCUCCAACGCGCCAUGUAUCCCUUUCGCAAGAUCCGACCAAAGGCUUCGCGGCGAUCCUGGCGGCUUGCUUGAGCAGCGGACUCGCGGGCGCAUGGUUCGAAUGGGUUCUCAAGAGCCCUCCUUCGUCCGCGCCGACUCCCGCAGCAACUCCCGACUCGCCUAAAUCGCCUUCCCUCCAGUUGCGCAAGAAUUCGCCCUCCCUCUGGGCUCGCAACCUCCAACUCUCCGUCCCCUCACUCCUCUUCUCGUUCUCCGGCGUCCUCCUGUCCUCGCCUAUACGCAACGCAUUUGAGAAGCGCGGUUUGGAGGAAGCAGUCCGGGCUUUGGGAGGGAUGUGGACUGGGUUCACACCGCUCGUUUGGUGUGUCGUGCUGAACCAGGCGCUCGGAGGGCUGCUGGUUGCGAUGGUCGUCCGAGAAGCGGACAGCGUCGCAAAGGGCUUCGCGACAAGCAUUGCCAUCGUCCUCUCAACACUCGCCUCGGCCGUCCUAUUCGGCGUUGUGCCAGGAACGAUGCUCAUCGUCGGCGGACUGCUGGUCAUCUCGUCGACGGUCCUGUACUCUCUAGACAAAGACUAA
This is a messenger RNA of Rhodotorula toruloides NP11, 1191 nucleotides long. Its product is annotated as UDP-galactose transporter. Lineage: Eukaryota; Fungi; Basidiomycota; Microbotryomycetes; Sporidiobolales; Sporidiobolaceae. The coding region runs from base 1 to 1191 and encodes 396 amino acids. Gene Ontology annotation, cellular component: Golgi membrane. Gene Ontology annotation, biological process: pyrimidine nucleotide-sugar transmembrane transport. Gene Ontology annotation, molecular function: UDP-galactose transmembrane transporter activity. The record is from RefSeq and is a predicted model, not a curated record. The transcript is spliced from 6 exons.